Messenger RNA from Myzus persicae (green peach aphid), 937 nucleotides. It is a transcript of the gene Vti1b, whose product is annotated as vesicle transport through interaction with t-SNAREs homolog 1B. Gene Ontology annotation, cellular component: endoplasmic reticulum membrane; late endosome membrane; ER to Golgi transport vesicle membrane. Gene Ontology annotation, molecular function: SNARE binding; SNAP receptor activity. Lineage: Eukaryota; Metazoa; Arthropoda; Insecta; Hemiptera; Aphididae. The transcript is spliced from 2 exons. The coding region runs from base 382 to 693 and encodes 103 amino acids. The record is from RefSeq and is a predicted model, not a curated record. Gene Ontology annotation, biological process: macroautophagy; regulation of protein localization to plasma membrane; Golgi to vacuole transport.
AAUAGUGGACAGUGGUUGUUACUUGUUAUCACGGUUGUAAUCACGGACUAAGAUAUUCAACUCAUCUUAGUUCGUGCCUCGUGGUAAUAAUUUGUAGAUGCCCGUGAUUAGUGCACACUGAAAUCGUAGACAUUCUAAUUCAUUAUAAGCCCAAUUUGUGAGUGUUGUAUCCUCAAGAGUUUUAAAGAACUAUUUUAAUCAUAAUUUCACUAUAUUUUACACGAAGAAUCGUCAGUACAAUUUAAUAAAUAAAUAUAAAUUGUAAAUUAUCCACGGCCUUGAUGAUUUUCCAUCAUUUCAUUAUAAUCGCAGUGUAGAGAUGAACCCUUAGGCUUAUAUCACUUUAGUGUAAGACUGUCACAAUUCACAGUUAACAUUUCAAUGGAAGUCCUCGAAGAAAAUCGUAAAAUUCUGUUACGUACCAAUGAUCGUUUGACUAGUAUAAAAUCUAUUGCUGUAGAAACUGAAGAAAUUGGUUCUGCGAUUGUUCAAGAAUUAGGUGAACAAAGACAGACUCUCCAUGGUACCCGUAAUCGAUUGGAGGACAUUGACAGUUCCAGAAUAUCUUCACACCGUUAUGUCUCUGCUAUUAAUAGACAUGUUUUCCAAGAUAAACUUAUGCUUGUACUCAUUAUUAUAAUUGAGGCUUGUACUUUAGUAGGACUUGUCUAUAUAAAAUUUAUAAAAAAUUAAUUUUUGUCUAGGUAAUGGAUUAUAUGUUACACCUUACACUGCUAUAAAAUGAUACUUUUUUAAACGUAUUUUAAAUAUUAUUUCUAUAUUUUUAUUAAAAUUUUUCAUUUUUAACAUAUUUAUUUAUUACAUUUAAUGAUGUGUAUGAUCAUUACAAACUACAACUAAACAUUGCUUAGUCUAAAACAAUAUUUUAUAUUUAAAAAUGAAAUAUAAACAUUCACUUGGUUAAAAUGUACAGGAA